Molecule: messenger RNA, 3195 nt
Organism: Oncorhynchus gorbuscha (pink salmon)
Lineage: Eukaryota; Metazoa; Chordata; Actinopteri; Salmoniformes; Salmonidae
Product: juxtaposed with another zinc finger protein 1-like
Exons: 5
Coding region: 505-1251 (248 amino acids)
Cellular component (GO): nucleus
Source: RefSeq, a predicted model, not a curated record
GGGGUGCUCAACAGGCAAUGAUCUUGUCACUGUCCCUAUUUUUUAUUGUACUUUUUAAUCUAACUAGGUAUGUCGGUUAAGAACUUUUUAUUUUGACGGCCGAAGAACCAUGGGUUAACUUUUCCUAGGGGCAGAACGGGAGAUUUUUUAUCUUGUCAGCUCGAGGAUUCGAUCGAGAAACCUUUUGAUUACUAGUCUAACGCUCUAAACACUAGACUACCUGCGGCCCCACUAGCCAUAUUGCCGCAAUCAAGUACUAGUCGAAACUCGGAAAUGUUCGACUUGCUAACUGGUUGUAGUUAUUCACGUGCCGCGUUCAACAAAUGAGCAAAUCGACAUUUUCGAGUUUCCUCGUUCCGACGAGCACGUGAACAUAGACCCUCUGCCCUUUCUCGCUCCACUCCCACCCCAUGCUUAUGCUCCAGCUGCUAGCGCCGCUGCCUGCUGGUGUCUAGCUGACUCCCCUCACUGGCACACAUAUUCAAUGUACAGGUAGCUUAGACCAUGACAGGCAUCGCCGCUGCCUCCUUCUUCUCUAACAUUUGUAGGUUCGGUGGUUGCGGACUCCACUUCGAAUCGUUGGCCGAACUCAUCGUGCACAUUGAGGAUAACCACAUCGACACAGAUCCUCGUCAGUUGGAGAAGCAGGAGCAGCAGCAGCCCACCUAUGUUGCCCUCAGCUACAUCAACAGGUUUAUGACAGAGGCAGCGCGUCGGGAGCAGCCUGAGAGGCUGACGAGGAAGGUGCACCCCAAGCUGUCUCAGUCUCUGACAGGCAGUCUGCCUCGUAGCAGUGACGUCUCCACUCCUCCCAGACGCAGCAGUGGGAACCUCACCCCUCCCGUCACACCCUCCUCCUCCUUCCGUAGCAGCACUCCUACAGGCAGUGAGUAUGAUGAAGAGGAGGUGGACUAUGAGGAGUCGGACAGUGGUGAGUCCUGGACCACAGAGAGUGCCAUCAGCUCCGAGUCUAUCCUCAGCUCCAUGUGUAUGAACGGAGGAGAGGAGAAACCCUUCGCCUGCCCUGUGCCUGGCUGCAAGAAGAGAUACAAGAAUGUGAACGGGAUCAAGUACCACGCCAAGAACGGCCACCGGACCCAGAUCCACAUCCGCAAGCCCUUCAAGUGCCGCUGUGGGAAGAGCUACAAGACGUCCCAGGGCCUGAGGCACCACACCAUCAACUUCCACCCGCCAGUCUCCACCCACAUCCACCCGCCAGUCUCUACCCACAUCCACAAGAUGCAGCAGUAGCACCGUCCCCACAGAUAGAAUCCCUUGAACAUCAUUCUGUGAUAGUGAUUCUGUUUCUAUGGACCCAGUACACUACUCUUUUAUUGCAUGCUUUAAAAUGACCUUAUUUGUGUGUGUGUGUGUGUGUGUGUGUGUGUGUGUGUGUGUGUGUGUGUGUGUGUGUGUGUGUGUGUGUGUGUGUGUGUGUGUGUGUGUGUGUGUGUGUGUGUGUGUGUGUAUAUGUGUGUGUAUAUGUGUGUGUAUAUGUGUGUGUAUAUGUGUGUGUAUAUGUGUGUGUAUAUGUGUGUGUAUAUUUUAAACAUUUGUUUGGAAUGUAUUUUCUUCACAGCUGUAUACUUUUUCACAUUUCAGCGAUCAUGUCUUUUUGAUAACGUUUUUGGCACAUAGGGCUUGAUGUUAAGAUGAUGCGUUUGGAAGAGAGCGUAUUGCCACGUUCAAAACACCUCGGAACUCUCCCACUUCAGUGCAGGGAUCUUUUAUUUUUGUGGGAAUUCCGGACGGUCAACCAACUCGGCAACUCUGGCAUCUUUCUAGAGCUCUGACUUUCUGACCUGAAAAUCACUGACGUCAUGAUUUGACCUGUUUUUUCCCCGCGAGUUUCCAAUUGUCUUGACAGCACCAUGAGUCAAGGUUCACAGCCAGGCUUCUGGGCUAUUUGCCAGAACAAAACAUGGUGGAACAUUUACAUACAGAUAUGUUGUGUAGAUUGAAACUCAAUGAAUUUGACUUGAGUGUUCAGGUAAUGCUGUGUUUGAAAAGAGGCAUGAGAGUGAUGAGGCCCGGGGAGAAAGCAAGCAUCACCACCACACCAUCACAAAACCUCCGUGUUUGUCAAAGAUGAAGAUAUAUUCCUGAAGGAUGUAUAAACUUUCGUAAUCAGGUGUAAAAUAGGAAGCUCUUAUAUUUUUCUUGCCGUGUUCUGUUCUGAAAGUGUAUUUUUAUGAUUCACUUUGCCAGGAUUUUCACUUGUUUUGUGUUUUUAGAACUAAAAGACUCGGGUGACAAUUCACCACAAUCCUGCCCGUGUGUUCUGAUAGGAUGUGUCCCAAAUGGCUCCCUAUAUAGUGCACUACUUUUGACUAGAGCCAUGUGGGUCCUGGUCAAACAAAAGUAGUGCACUAUAUAAGGAGCCAUUUGGGAAACAAAGUAUUUUAGAGUCAGCUGUUAUGCUGUUCACUGGAAUCUUGGGAUUGGGUGUCACAGCCGUCCCAGUUAUCCAGAACCCUUCCGUUCUAGGGUGCUGAGCAGUUAUCCUCUUCGCCAAAGCCGUGUGAAGCAUUUAAGCACUUUGUAGUAACCAGUUGCCAACAACUCUGCUGCUACACACAUCAACCUGACAUGUAGCAGUCACAGGAACUAGAGAGAGCCAGACUGGAAGUACUCAAACCUUUCCAAGGAGUUUUACAUUUGUUCAGAUCUCCAGUGUUUCCCAGGGUGAGAUUAUGUAUCUGGUUGCCUUGAAUUGUAGACCACAAGAGUUCCAAUCCAGUAAGUAUCUGUGUAUAGCUUCAUAGUGACUCUUCAGGAAUGGCUAACUUGAGUUACAGUAGACAUUCUUGUCAAAAUAAAACAUGGCCAGAUCUCAAUUCUGGUCUAUUGCUCCUCUUUUGUCCCUCUAGCCUCUAUGUAGUUUAAUAAAAGGUACUGUCAUACUGAGCAAGGGGCUAAUCAACAACCCAAUCAAAACAUCACAGAAAUCAAUGUCCUUAUGGAACUACACGUUAAGGGUGCGUCCCAAAUGGUAGCCUAUUCCCUCUAUAGUCCAUAUGGCUCUGGUCAAAAGUAGUGCAUUAAAUAGGGAAUAGGGUGCCAUUUGGAAUGCAUUAUGUAGAUGGUCAUUGACAGUAUUAUAAUGCCAGUACAUAUGGAGGGAAGUAUUUGAUAUUGUGUAUAGUAAAUGUAUUGUCUCAAGUGCAUUAAAUUAUAUUUUCAUAUGUUCCUGGA